AUGACCACUGACUUGAAGGAAAGCUUCGAUACUCAUUAUGCCGCCAUCAUCCAUCUGUUGACAUUUGAGAAGCUCGAAAUCCCGCACACAUCUCCUCACGGGGGAUAUAAGGAUGCCGGGGCGAUCAAGAGAUCAACGACGAACAUGAGGAUCAGGUCAGGCUCCUCAAUCGACUGGUUGCUGAUUUCCUUCAUUGGAGAGAUUGAAAGAGAGUCCUCAGCUCGUGAUUAUCCAAAUUAUGAGAAGAUGAUGUGGGUGCAAGAAUUGGGAGUCAUCUUGGAUGGUGAUAUCUAUUCCUCGGAAGAAGAGCAGAGUUAA
This is a messenger RNA of Penicillium paradoxum, 318 nucleotides long. RefSeq lists its product as uncharacterized. The record is from RefSeq and is a predicted model, not a curated record. The transcript has 2 exons. NCBI's taxonomy places the organism in Eukaryota, Fungi, Ascomycota, Eurotiomycetes, Eurotiales, Aspergillaceae. The coding region runs from base 1 to 318 and encodes 105 amino acids.